Osmia lignaria (orchard mason bee) is the source of this 2155-nucleotide messenger RNA. RefSeq names its product choline/ethanolamine kinase. The record is from RefSeq and is a predicted model, not a curated record. Lineage: Eukaryota; Metazoa; Arthropoda; Insecta; Hymenoptera; Megachilidae. Gene Ontology annotation, cellular component: cytoplasm. Gene Ontology annotation, biological process: CDP-choline pathway; phosphatidylethanolamine biosynthetic process. Gene Ontology annotation, molecular function: choline kinase activity; ethanolamine kinase activity.
CACGAAUACCAUUCGGGGUACACACACGAACUCCUUUGUUUAUAUCUUUCAACAAUUUUUAGGAUUUUUGCAAUUAGAAUCGCACAAAAAGUAUUAGCGAAUCACGUCUUUUUUUUUUUUUUUGGUGCAGUACUGGUGAAUACCAAGAGAAACUUGUUCCGUUGAACAGUGAUUAUUAGCAGUCGUUCGAACGAUACCUUUCCUCCUUUCAGUUCGUUCGUUCGUUUCAUUUUUUCUCUUGCGUUUGAUUUACGUGAACAAUUAUAAUAAUAAUAGAAGAAAAAUUGAAAAUAAUUGAGAGCGGAAUAAGGUUUUAUACGUGGCAGAAAAGAAUAGCGGUGAGUCAGUCGUUGAAAUCGAAUACGAAUCUACGUUUGGACCAUCGGUGGAAUUUUCAAUAAUUCUACGUUUGCGGGACGAACCUUUUCUAUUUAAAAUCAUCCAAAGCAUUGGCCACGGCUAUUCUAACCUCGAACCCGACGCGCAUAUACGAGAAGAAACGGUUCAGAAGAAGCGUCGAAAAGGGAAGCCUAAAAAGCAAGUGGAGGACGCCCGAAACCGCUUACCAGAGCUACGUUGAAAACUACUCGAAAGUAAAAGCAGGAGAACCUUCGGUUCGCGCAACAAUUAUCUACGGCAGCAGUUUUGCAAAGUACAGCUGUUAAAAUGGGUCUAGGAAACAAGAUGUCCGAAGAGAACCCAGAGAUGCGGGAAAUGGCAGCGCGCAUAUGUCGAGACUACCUUCACGGGGUAUGGAAGCACGUUACCGCGGAGAACAUUACACUGAAACGUAUCAGCGGCGGCCUCAGCAACUGGCUGUACAACGUUCAGUUACCCGACGGAACGGUCCCGAUUCGAGGCGAACCACGCCAAGUUUUGUUAAGGCUGUACGGUCAAAUACACGGCGAAAGAGCUCUGGAAGGAUUGAUCACGGAAUCGGUGAUUUUUACGUUGCUGUCGGAAAGGCGGCUCGGACCAAAGUUACACGGCAUAUUUCCAGGCGGCCGAAUCGAAGAAUACAUACCUGCUAGACCGUUGCUCACCAAGGAGUUGGCCGAUCCUACAUUGAGCUCGAUGAUCGCCGAGAAAAUGGCUCAGAUUCAUAUGAUGCAAGUCCCGAUAAGCAAGGAACCCACUUGGCUUUGGGACACCAUGGCCAAAUGGCUGGACACGGCUACCGAUAUCCUGGAAAAUACAGAAGAUAUAGACGCGCGACACCUGAAGAACGUAAACGCGAUACGGGCGAUCGACUUGGGCCAUGAGAUCGCUUGGUUCAGGUUUCUCGUAAAGCAACAAAAAUAUCCCGUCGUGUUUUGUCACAACGAUAUGCAAGAGGGUAACAUACUGCUACGACAAAACACACGGAAACCGGAACUGGUUCUUAUCGACUUUGAAUACUGUUCCUAUAAUUAUCGAGGAUUCGACAUAGCGAAUCAUUUCGUCGAGUGGCAGUACGAUUAUACGGCAGCGGAAUAUCCUUUCUUUCACGAACGCACAGGAUCUGGUCCUACGAAAGAACAUAAGCUCAACUUUGUAAGAAGUUACUUGAAAACGAUGGGCAAAGAAGGACCGUCAGAAGAGGAGCGAAUCAUGAUGGAAAUCAAGAUAUUUUCUUUGGCUAGUCACUUAUUCUGGGGCCUGUGGAGUAUCGUCAAUGCAAAACUCUCCGAGAUCCCAUUCGGAUACUGGGAUUAUGCGGUUUCUCGACUAAAAAAUUACCAAUACAUGAAGGAGAAGAUCAUGGUGUCUGGACCACCGACGAUAAACAACGAGAUUACCGAGAAAACAACGGUGGUAGAUUGAGAUAAGCAAACUCCUUGAUCGUCAUGGUGUAGAAUGAUUUCUAUGCGACGUGACAACAAACAACAGUUUGCUCGUUACAUUUGCAUACGUUCGUGAUUAUCUUGCCGAAAUCAAAGCGUCACGAUUUAUCGUUAUCUCUCGUUAUCAGAAAUCGUGAUACGUGUCUUUUAAGUUUCCUAACAGGGAGAGAGGAAAGAUAUUCGAAAAGGAGAGGUGAUGAGAGCGGAGACGAGGAACCGGGCACGAGCGUAUGUGUACGCCUGCUCGUAAGACUGACUGACUGCUGGACGAUUAGAUUGAAAAUAAGUAAAAAGGCUGGGGGUCAGGGGUACUGGAGAAAAAAGAAACGAAA